Heterotrigona itama is the source of this 3710-nucleotide messenger RNA. NCBI's taxonomy places the organism in Eukaryota, Metazoa, Arthropoda, Insecta, Hymenoptera, Apidae. The record is from the annotation of a GenBank genome assembly.
CAAUGUAAUGAGCACAAAUGCACUGAUUAUAUUAAUAAAAUCUAAAAAUCAAUUUAGAAAAGCAUAUAAGAGCUACAUAGAUGUUUAUCGUAAUUAUAUAAUGAGAAAUUAAUAUAUAAUACGAACAAUUGUGUAAAAUAUACAAUAAGUAUUAAAAAUGGUUCCACUAAAUAUUAAAUAUUAUAAAUUUAUUAAAAACUAAGAUUUGUCUCAAACUUUAUCGAUAUAGUAGCUGACAUUAUAAUGUAUAAAUAAAAGAAAUUUUCAGUACCUUCAUUAAUAUUGGUCUUAAGACAACAGGUAAGAUCAGCGAUGUAACUGGAGUCUCAUCGCCCAUUGUCAUCCUUUACAACGUUUAUUUAUAAAUACAGCUCAAAUGUAAUUAAUUCGCAAUUAAACAAAUGCGGUUAAUUGAUUUCCUAAUUGGCCAAUUUAGGCAUAGAUCAAGUUGUUUACAUUAAAAAAUGACCAUAGUCCUGAUAUGACAGCUGUCACGAUCGGUACCUUAUUCCAAAACGAGGUAAUCAGGUUGUACAACUUGAUUUUUAGCAAAAUAUCUUUAUCUUAAAUUUUGUUCGAACGUAACGAAAACGUUCGAAAAAUUACUGAGAAUUACAGUUAUUCUAGAAUUAUAGUUUAUAUUUCACUGGGAAUAUAGUUAUUCUUGAAAUAUGGUAAUAAAAGUAUUUUCACCAAAUAUCAAAGUAUUUUAUCAUUUUAUAGUUUAAAAGUAUCUUUUCUAAAACACUAAACGCUUCGUUUUACGUUCCCUAUUAGAUUCAAGUGCAGUAACAAAUGAUUCCAAGUUUCAAGACCAGGAACGAUCGAUGAAAUAGCGCCUUGACAUAGCGCGUUUAAUUUCAAAUAUAUCAAAAUAAUGGAAAAUAACCUCACAAUUACUAUUUGGAAUAUUAUUAAUUUAUCGUUGUAAUUGAAUUAAGUAUCUCGUAUAUUAUCAUUAGAAUUUUCAAUAAUGUUGGAACGUAAAGACCCAGAAGGAAACCUAUAUGUUUUUGUAAGUAACUCGUCAUGCCUAACCUCACUUUGUUUCAUGUGAUAUCAUUUUUGUCUUAUUUAAUAUGAUUUUGUAAAAUAGAAUGAAGAAGAUUUACCUUACGAGGAGGAAAUUUUGAGAAAUCCUUAUUCAGUGAAACACUGGCAACGUUAUAUAGAUCAUUUAAAAAGUACAAAAAGUAGUAACUUAAAUAUUGUAUAUGAACGAGCAUUAAAGGAACUUCCUGGAAGUUACAAGUUAUGGUAUAAUUAUCUACGUCAACGUGUCAAUCAACUGAAAGGAAGGUGCAUAACAGAUCCACUCUAUGAAGAUGUGAACAAUGCAUUUGAACGUGCUUUGGUUUUUAUGCAUAAAAUGCCCAGAAUUUGGAUGGAUUACUGUACAUUAAUGACAGAACAAUGUUAUAUUACACGUACUCGUCAAGUUUUUGAUAGAGCACUUAGAGCUCUUCCUAUUACGCAACAUCAUCGUAUAUGGCCACUAUAUAUUGAAUUUUUGAAAAAACACAAUGUUUAUGAAACUGCAGUUAGAGUUUUUAGAAGAUAUCUUAAGUUAGCUCCAGAAGAUACAGAAGAAUAUAUAGAAUAUUUGAUAUCAAUUGAAAGGCUUGAUGAAGCAGCUGUGAAACUUGCACAAAUUGUUAAUCAAGAUGAUUUUGUGUCAAAACAUGGAAAGUCUAAUCAUCAAUUAUGGAAUGAAUUGUGUGAUUUAAUAUCAAAAAAUCCUUCUAAAAUAAAAUCUCUUAAUGUAGAUGCAAUUAUUAGAGGUGGUUUGAGACGUUACACUGAUCAAUUAGGUCCUCUGUGGAAUUCUUUGGCGGACUAUUAUGUUCGUAGUGGUUUAUUCGAAAGGGCGCGAGACAUUUAUGAAGAGGCAAUACAAACAGUGACUACUGUUAGAGAUUUUACUCAAGUGUUUGAUGCUUAUGCACAAUUUGAAGAACUUAGUCUUAGUAAACGUAUGGAAGAAGUUACAAAAAAUCCUACAGAAGAUGAUGAUAUAGAUUUGGAAUUAAGAUUAGCACGAUUUGAACAUUUAAUGGAAAGACGUUUAUUGCUUCUAAAUUCUGUAUUACUCAGACAAAAUCCUCAUAAUGUACAAGAAUGGCAUAAAAGAGUUAGGCUUUAUGAAGGACAGCCACAUGAAAUCAUUAAUACAUAUACAGAAGCUGUACAAACUGUGCAACCACAAUUAGCAGUAGGUAAAUUGCAUACUUUAUGGGUUGAAUUUGGUAAAUUUUAUGAAGAAAAUGGUCAAAUAGCAGAUGCCAGAGUUGUUUUUGAAAAAGCAACUCAUGUACCUUAUACUAAAGUCGACGACCUUGCUUCUGUAUGGUGUGAAUGGGCAGAAAUGGAAAUUAGACAUGGAAAUUAUAAAGAAGCAUUAAAACUUAUGCAUCGAGCUACUGCUAUGCCAUUCCGUAAAGUAGCUUAUCACGACGAAACAGAAACAGUUCAAAUGAGAUUAUAUAAAUCUUUAAAAGUUUGGUCUAUGUAUGCUGACUUAGAAGAAAGUUUUGGAACAUUCAAGACAUGCAAAGCUGUAUAUGACAAAAUUAUAGAUUUAAAAAUCGCCACGCCACAAAUUAUUAUUAAUUAUGGACUCUUUUUAGAAGAAAAUAAAUAUUUUGAAGAAGCUUUCAGAGCUUAUGAAAAAGGUAUUGCUCUUUUUAAAUGGCCCAAUGUUUAUGAUAUAUGGAAUACAUAUCUUACAAAAUUUUUGAAACGUUACGGUGGAACAAAAUUAGAACGAACGCGAGAUUUAUUUGAACAGUGUUUAGAAUUUUGCCCACUAAAAUAUGCCAAAGCUCUGUAUUUAUUGUAUGCAAAAUUAGAAGAAGAACAUGGUUUGGCUAGGCAUGCAAUGUCUGUCUAUGAACGAGCAACAGACGCAGUUCUUCCUGAAGAAAGAUUUGAGAUGUUCAACAUUUAUAUUAAAAAGGCAGCAGAUAUAUAUGGUGUUCCAAAAACAAGGCAAAUUUAUGAGAAAGCUAUCGAAGUACUUAAUGAAGAUAAUACGAGAGAAAUGUGUUUACGAUUUGCAGAAAUGGAGACGAAAUUAGGAGAAGUUGAUAGAGCCCGAGCAAUAUAUGCGCAUUGUAGUCAAAUUUGUGAUCCAAGAGUAGCUUCAAAUUUCUGGCAGAUAUGGAAAGAAUUUGAAGUGAGACAUGGUAAUGAAGAUACUAUGCGUGAAAUGCUUCGAAUUAAGCGCAGUGUACAAGCUAUGUACAAUACUCAAGUGAAUAUGAUGUCUGCACAAAUGUUAAAUAAUGCAUCGAAUCCACCAUUUGAUGUACCAGCAGAUGCAAUGCGUCUUUUGGAUAGUAAAACACAAGAUAACAUUACUGCAUACAAAGACAGUAUUAAAUUUGUUCGUGGUGCAACGGAAAAAGAUGGCAAAGCAGAAUCUCAAGUGAACAACCCGGAUGAGAUAGAUAUUAAUAUUGAUGAUAUUAAUGAUACUGAAGGAGAUAUAGAGGAAGGUAAUAUAAAACGUAUAAUAACACAUCAAAAUUUUUAUUACACUUCAUUGCGUGUAAUGUGUUCAUAAUGUGUUUAUAAAUUGUUUUGGAUUUUAGUGACGACACAUAUUUUAUAUCUUCUUAUUCGUGUUACUUUCAGAUAUACCUAUUGAAAAACAAACUAUUCCAUCACAAGUGUUUGGUAGUUUAAAGACAGCUGACGGUGAAGAUGAU